Helicoverpa zea (corn earworm) is the source of this 3290-nucleotide messenger RNA. Its product is annotated as metaxin-2. The transcript is spliced from 7 exons. The record is from RefSeq and is a predicted model, not a curated record. Gene Ontology annotation, cellular component: SAM complex. Lineage: Eukaryota; Metazoa; Arthropoda; Insecta; Lepidoptera; Noctuidae. Bases 224 to 991 code for a protein of 255 amino acids. Gene Ontology annotation, biological process: mitochondrion organization.
CUAAACGUGAAUUGGAUUUUCAGAACAUCUAUUCAGUAUUUUUACGAAAUAAUAUUAUUUUAUUUACUUAUUGCUUAGUUAAUAACUUAAAUAUCAUGCCAGAGUUACAUAUAACGGAUUCUAUAAUCACUCAACUGAAUGCACCAAGGUGUCCUAAAUAGUGCUAUAUUACUGGUGUUGCGUCAUUUUGGACUUUCGGACACAGUGUAACACAGCUAGAGCUAUGAAAUUAAGAAUCGACGAACCGUUUGAAUUUGCUCAAGAGCCAUGGCCGGACAACGUGAAGUUGUUCCAACCUUACGAGGUGGAGCAGAUCCUGCUGCCGGACAACGCCAGCUGUCUCGCUGUGCAGGCUUUCUUGAAGAUGUGCAACCUCCCCUUCGAGGUAGAAAUGCGUUGGAACGCGGAAUUCAUGUCUCCGUCGGGGCGGGUGCCGUUCAUCAAGUGCGGCGCGUUCGUGGUCUCCGAGCUGGAGCCCAUCGUCCAGUUCGCGGCCAACAAGGGCGUCACGCUGUGCGGCAAGCUCAGCACGGAGGAGAAGGCUGAGAUGAGGGCAUAUAUGAGCCUCAUUACUAAUGUGCUGGUUAAUGCUGAGCUGUACAUAUCGUGGGUGGACAACGAGACGUUCAACGCGGUGACUAAGGUGCGCAACUCGUCGGUCUACCCCUGGCCUCUGGGCUGGCUGCAGACCAGGGCUAAGAGGAACGCUGUCAUCAAACGGUUGAAGGCCCUGCAUUGGUAUGAUAAGACCUUGGACCAGGUUUUGGCUGAUGUGGAGCAAUGUUGUAACUCCUUGAGUCAAAGGCUCGGCGAUCGAGAUUACUUCUUUGGAAACACCCCCACAGAACUGGAUGCCCUAAUCUUCGGCCACGUAUUCACAAUCAUCACAACGCGUCUUCCUUGCCGCAAAUUAGCUGAAACCGUUCGGAAACACGAGUCGUUAGUAGCUCUCGCUAAGCGAGUAGACGAACAGUACUUUAAAAGACCAUAGCGUCAGGUUUUCAAGGACAUCUCGACCUCGUUCACUAGUCCUUGAAACCCCUGUCUUCUUUGUAGAAAAUCUUGAAAUAUAGAUGUUGUUUUUCUAGCAGUACUCAGCUUGAAUAUAGGUUUUUGCAAGUGAGUUGAUGUUACUCAUGAUUUAAAGUGCUCCGUUGCUGUAGUUUUUCUGCUGCAUAAAAUAUUUUUCUGUUACUGGUGUACUUAUAAGAAAAUGCUUCAGCACCAAGCAACAUUGUAUAAUUUCACAAAAUAAUGUAAAUAUUCAAAGUUCAAAAUGUAUUUGGAUGUCUGUAGUUGCUGUUGUGUGCCUAUAUUUAAAGAUGCGCUAAAGAAUUCAUUGCAAACCUUAAACACUGCCUAACGGUAGGUUGUAAUUGUUUAUAUAGUCACAAUAAUGCAUUUAAUUGCAUUGUUAAUGUAAAUAACUUGCAACUUAGCUGUUUUUGCGAAAUUUUCUCAAUAGUAUUUCUUUAGAUUCAAUUCAAGUACUUAUUUUCUGGAAAUGAAAUCUUUUCAAGGGGGUUUUUCUUGGACUUAUUUGUGAAUGUAUUUUAUAUUAUCUCCUUAGAUCAAAAUAAUACACAAUUGAGUUGUGAACUUUUUGACAUAACAGACUAAUAAUUUCGAGUCAUAGUAGUCAUCAAGAUUGUAGGAAAUUAUUCUAAGUAGUUCGAUUAAAAUUAGAAAAAUGAACAUCGUGUAGAUACCUUAUUUGUAUGUAUAGAAAACUGCACUUAAUUUUAUUUAGGUAAUAAUAGUUUUUAGCGAUAUUUCUUCAGAUUACGAAACAGGAAUAUCAGAAAAUCAAUGGCUUCCAGUAAUUAACAGAUAAUGAGAAAUAAUUUAUCAGUAUUUGUUAGGUUUCUUCAAUAAUACUUCCAAAGAUCCAUACAUACUUUCCAUUCAGUAAAUAAAUAAGUAAUUUUAAAUAGUCAUGCCCGCAGAAAAUGCUUUUGUAUGUCGCUAAAUAUAAAACAAUAGAAAAUCAAUUGUCUUGCGUAUAUUUGCGUUCUGACAUACAACGGGUUAAAUGUACCUAAAUAUUAUAUUUGUUUGCCGAUUAGAAUGAAUUUUAAUGUUUAAAUAGAUGUUCAUUAUGUACUAGCAGUACUUUAAUUAAUAAUAACAAUAGAUAAUUAUGUAUAUGUAAAAUAAGCGUGCAAAAAGUGGGAUACGAACUAGGAAUUAUGUAAGUAUUUUAAAUAAUAUUUAGAUAGCCUAAUCAUUAGGUAAAGUGCACAAAAACUUAUCUUGUAUAGAAAUAUUCACUUAAUUGUUUAGUCAAAGUAUAAUAAUUUAAUGUUAUAGUACUUAUUGUAAGAUGGUUUGUAUGUUUUAUAUACUUAUAAUAUGUUUCUUUGCAAAGUUACGAAAUCACAACUCGUUAUAAAUAAUGUUUCUGCUGGUAAUUUUGUUAAUCUGUAUUUUACUAUCAUGUAUUUUUAUAAAAUAUUUCUGUAGUAUAAUACCUAUUUGUAAUUAAAAUGUAAUAUUAUAUAUCCGACAUAUCGAAGUUACACAUAACACUGUCAUACAUACAAACGAGAAUUGGCGUAUUACGAAUUCCGGAAUGCCGUAGUCCGAAAAAACGGAACUGCGUUUUCCGCAAUGCGGAUUAUCGUAUUCACGUGCAGUUUUCGAGUUUUAUUAUAAUUAUUAUGGAUUAUUGUAGGUACUGGCUUUUAAUGAUUUCUUUGUUAUAAAUAUAAUCCAGUAUUGGGGACUAGAAAUUGAUUGAAAUGUGUGUAGUUAAAUGUAUUCAUGUGUACCUAUUGUUAAAAAUUACACGGCCUUUUUAGUACAUUGGUUAGGUAUGUCUAUAGUUUUAGAAUAUAAUUAGAUCUAAUAAGAUUAUGUGGCUUUUUUGCAAAAUACGAAACUUUUUACACUGGUUAUUUGUCGAUUACUUUAGUUACGAAAAGUCAAGAAAGGAUCCGUUUGCUUAUUAUAUAAUCUUUAUGGACAAAGCUGACCUCUUAAUUUUUUUGUACCUACACAAUAUUAUUGAACUUACUAAAAUAAUUUGUAUAACGUCUAUUGAAAAUCAUAGAAGACCACAGUAUAUUUUAACUCUUACCUUAGAUAUAUUUCCGAAAAUUGUUCAUUCAUCAAGAAAUUGAUAUUAUUUGUAUUUUAUAAUUACUUUAUAAUAAAUGUAUUUUACAGAGCAUUUAAAGUACACCUUUGUAUUAUAAUAAGCAUUUUUUUGUUUGUUUUUGAGUUGCGUUGUGUUAUGCAUAAUUGGUUAAUAAGGUUGACUAUAUUCAUUAAAUUGUUAAUUAUUAUUA